Camelus dromedarius (Arabian camel) is the source of this 1951-nucleotide messenger RNA. RefSeq names its product Yip1 domain family member 7 (gene YIPF7). The transcript is spliced from 6 exons. Gene Ontology annotation, cellular component: membrane; trans-Golgi network. The record is from RefSeq and is a predicted model, not a curated record. NCBI's taxonomy places the organism in Eukaryota, Metazoa, Chordata, Mammalia, Artiodactyla, Camelidae. Gene Ontology annotation, biological process: endoplasmic reticulum to Golgi vesicle-mediated transport; vesicle fusion with Golgi apparatus.
GCAAGUCAUCUUUUCAUGAGCUGAUUUGUUAAAAAAUUCUCAAGGAAAGCUACAUUGUUGGAGGAUCUUGCAGCAUAAAAUAAUAUAAAGGAUGUCCAACUUGGGACAGUUUGACACUGACUUUUACCAAUCUAACUAUACCAUUGAUAAUCAGGAGCAGAACUGCAAUGAUUCCAAUGCCUAUGAAAAUUUUUAUGGAUCUAGAAAACAACCAGCCGGUGAGUAGCCUCCGUCUGCCUUCAUCCCACCAGAGAUGCUCAUGUCACCAGGUUACGCGGGACAAUUUUUUCAGCCAGCAUCCAACCUGGAUUAUUAUUCACAAUCUUCUUACAUUGACAGUUUUGAUGAAGAGCCUCCUUUACUAGAAGAACUUGGAAUUAAUUUUGAUCACAUAUGGCAAAAAACCUUGACAGUGUUAAACCCACUGAAGCCAGCAGAUGGCAGCAUUAUGAAUGAAACAGACCUCACGGGGCCCAUCCUGUUUUGCGUUGCCCUAGGAGCCACGCUACUUCUGGCAGGAAAAGUCCAGUUUGGUUACGUGUACGGCAUGAGUGCCAUCGGCUGCCUAGGGAUUCACGCCUUACUAAACUUGAUGAGCUCCUCAGGGGUGUCCUGUGGCUGCGUGGCCAGUGUGCUGGGUUACUGCCUGCUCCCCAUGGUCAUCCUGUCCAGCUGCGCCGUCUUCUGUUCCCUGCAGGGCAUCUUCGGAACAGUGUCGGCCCUGGUCAUCAUCGGCUGGUGCAGUCUCUCAGCCUCCAAAAUUUUCAUUUCUGCCCUGGACAUGGAAGGACAGCAGCUUCUCAUUGCCUACCCUUGUGCCUUACUUUAUGGACUUUUUGCUCUCCUAACAGUUUUUUGAAGAGCGUUUGAGACAGCAUUACAGGAUUCUGUUUGUUUGCUGUGCAGAUUAUCCUGGAAAUGUAUUAGCAUUCAAAUUUGGUAAUAUGAUUUCUAUUUUAUUGCUGUUGAGAGAAUAAUAAGCAGAGAGACAAAACAGCACUUAAGGAUGGGGCUCUAAUAGGCUGUUUGGUUUGAAUGAUGAUUUGCUUUUGGGUUGGUGCAUUAAAACAUUUUAGAAUGCUUUAUAAAGGAAGAUAGUUGUACUGAUGGACCCUGCUUUUCUCAAUAGAUGUAUUUCUGAGAAAUUGUGAGUAAAUAAAAUCAUAGGCUGACUGGGUAAAGGAAAUCUGCAGUGAGUCUUUCUAGAAAACUUCAUGAUGACUCAGGCUGUGUGCAAGUGAUUAAAGUCACAUUGUCCAGCACCUGUGGAGAAUUGUAGGGGAGGGUUAUUUGGGGUUUUAUUUACCUGAGAGUCAAAGAAUCUCCUGUCUUUCAAUUCAUUUACUUUCACAACUGUUGUUUGGUCCCAUGUGAACAAUGCAUUGACUCACCACUUUUUCAAGCCCUCACUUCCUUCUCAAUUGGUUUAGACGUAUGGUCCGUUACUAUAUGUUCUGCCUUGAAUACAUACAUCCUCAGUAACCUUGACAUUUGCUCCCUAAAUAGAUGAAUGUAACUGGAGGAAAUCCAACUUGUUUCUCUUUAAUUAUAUUACUGUAUCUUAAAUGGCUGCUCAGUAUUGCCUUUUGAGUCCUAUUACAUUACCUUAUAAAUUUGCUUUCUCACUUUCUGAAAUGAUUGUGACACACCAUUUCUUCACUGCUCAAAUCUGCAAUAUGCCUUUCUUAUUGUUAGUUGAUGACCUUUCUUAUUUCAUUGAAAGAAACAUCCAGGAGAAAAAUGUAUCUUCCCAUCACAAGAUAAGUCAACCUGCAUGCAUCUUUAUAGACAAAUGUGUAUAUAUGUUUAUGUAUAUGUGCGCACACGCACACACACACACACACACACUCCCUCUUGUCACACAUUCUCUCUUUUCACUUCUUUUCCUCUCCACAUCCAGCCUCUCCACCUGUGUAACCGGUGUUUUCCUGUUGACCUAUCAUUCAUAUCA